Molecule: messenger RNA, 818 nt
Organism: Zychaea mexicana
Lineage: Eukaryota; Fungi; Mucoromycota; Mucoromycetes; Mucorales; Lichtheimiaceae
Exons: 1
Coding region: 148-744 (198 amino acids)
Source: RefSeq, a predicted model, not a curated record
CCGCAAGUAUCAAGUAACGAACGACAUGAAUACGAAAUGUAGGUUGUGUACAAGCGAUCGUAUGUUUACUCCACAUAGACGAUUGAACAUAUGUUCACAAUCAGCAUGACAUAAAUCCUUGUAAACUCAAGUUAUGAGUUGUUUUUUAUGAUAUUCUUAUUUUUUUCUUGUAACGAAUAUAGAUAUACCAAGCAAUUUCGUACUGUGGAUAAACUUGUGGCUGUACAGAGCGAUCAGUCGACUUCACCAGGCGGACUCGAAUCGUUUCCAGAAUACCAACAAUACUACAACUACUUUAACCGCAUAGCAUUGGAUGACAAUCAUGCCAAGUUACAGACACAUUCGAUCGACGAACAAGUGUAUCGUACGUAUGUGGAUAUACCACGACGCGUGGCUACCGUGCAGAUGACGCGCGACUGGAGCGGAAACGCGCGAAGACGCUACGAAGGAUAUGCUGCAUAUUUGAAUACCGGGAAAUAUCCUCAGUAUCAUGGAAGCCAACACCAAAGACAUUUAAUGGCCACGCUACAAAACAAUGUUUUGAAUGCUACGGCUGCAGCUGCUCAAGCCAUAUUGGAUGUCAACAAUAAUGGUGGCAACGGCGGUAGACAUAAGAGUUCCACAGCUACUGCCGCUACAGGCGGUGAUGCUGCUAGUUCUGCUGGAGCAGGAGGACGAGAAAGAUUUCCUACAGAGGCACAACGACGGCUUUAUGCUAGUGCCGACGGCCAUACCCAAGCAUAAAAAUGCAAAGAAAUAUAUCAAUUCCGAUUUCUAAACAAUUUAAAUAAGCUACACAUAAAAACCAUUUGUUACAA